CCUUUGCUCCAGCAGCUAUUCUGUUGUCCUGUCGAGCCGUCUCUCUGUACUGGAGGCAGCAGUUGUAUCGAGUAGGUGAUUGCAGGCAGCAACCCGCGCCGCAAAAGCUAGUUGAUCACCAGCUGGAGCUCAAAGCACACAGCUCGAGCUCAGAGCUCACAUCUCCACCCACUUCUUUCCCCUACAGAAGCUGGCCUUUUUACUUACAAAACCCACCACCCCUUCAAUCUUCAUCUGAAACGUCACGCCAAUCUCCCGUCGCGUGACGAGGCACCGCGUCCUCUCCCCUCCUCAGCAGGCACAGGCCCUCUUCCUGACCCAAGGGCGUGUAUUACGUCCGCCAGGUCUGCCCCAAGCCUCCUUCAAGUGCUUCUCCAUCAUUGGCUACAUCCAAGUUGUACUAUCAGGACGUUAACAUUGCUAUUCAUCUGCAAGGGAUCAUCAUGGCUGGUGGAGACACGCAUAUCAUCUCUAUCCCAGCCGCCACCCAAGGCCAGCCCGGCUUCGUCAUCGAAGUGAAGCAAACAGGCGAAGACCCCCUGGACGUGCGACUGGUAGGGAGCGAGGGCGAGUACUGCUACGUGACCAAGCUGAAGAAGCGAAACAUCGGAGCUCUCAAACACAAAGCUAGCACCGACGAGUGGGAGGCCAUCGUUUCUCAUUUCCUGCUUCAGAAACCGCUUGGGAAGAAACAGGAAGACCUCUUGCAGAAUGUGCGCAUCGAAUAUACCCUCACAAAGGACCAAGUACAUGUCACCCUGCGAAGAGACGUACAGGGUAUUAAGGUCACGCUGGGAGAAAUCGUGCUAGCCAGGACAGAAGAGGAGGAAAUCGACCCUAUUGCCUGGGCCUAUGCAUCAAGCAAGGCCCACAACGAAGCCCUCAAGGAGAUAGAGCGUCUAAAAUCCAUGCUAGAGGACAAGAGCGCCGCAAUGGAGAAGCUCAAUGCCCAGCUAGAUGAUUUUAUCAAGACCAAACAAGAGACUGAGACGGCCAUGUUACAGCAAUUCAUGGUGCUCUUAAACGAGAAGAAGAGGAAAAUAAGGGACCAAGCUCGGCUUCUGGCAGGGGCCAAAGUGGACAAAGCAACCGCUGCGGCUGUCAAAUCCGCUCGGGAAACUACUAAACCUCGCAGAGCUGGACAAUCACGUGCAUCUAAAAGAAAAGCGACCGCUCCCGAAGAAGACGUCAGCGUCGAGUCCGACAGUGCUCAGAUGGAGAUCGACGAAAGCAAAGCAGAGGAGCAGGACGAUGCAUCAGGCCCGGAGGCGGAAACGCCAGAUCGAAGCACCGACGAUGAGACGGAGGACGAAGAAGACACUGCUGUUGCUGCGGCAAAGCCAGAAGUGAAGACAGUCAGAUCGGAGAGCGCAAGCACGUCGGCAACACCGUCGUCGAAAACCGAGCCACCUCCAAGACGCGAGCUGCCUUUUCUUAGGAACAAGGCGACCCGGAAACAACCCUCACCGCCGGCUCCAGAUGAUGACGAGACGGAGGACGACGAACUCUGAAGCCGAAGCUCUGAAACUGAGAUUCUGAAACUUCCAUCAGGAUGGGUAUUGCGCUGGGAUGUGUAUCACUGGGUGGAGCCGAUUUGGACGACGGGAGGUCCUGGAUGAAUCUGCUCUUGUCGUCAAAUGUUUGAACAAUCAGCAGGCUAUAAAAAUUCACUUCAGUAAUGUUUGGCUUGUCUACGAAGGUACCGGUGUAUUUCUUGCUCGUCUAUCGUCACAGACAGCCAAUAUCCAUCAAUUCACUCCA
This is a messenger RNA of Westerdykella ornata, 1761 nucleotides long. RefSeq lists its product as uncharacterized. The record is from RefSeq and is a predicted model, not a curated record. Bases 444 to 1511 code for a protein of 355 amino acids. The transcript has 4 exons. NCBI's taxonomy places the organism in Eukaryota, Fungi, Ascomycota, Dothideomycetes, Pleosporales, Sporormiaceae.